CUAUAAAAAAGAUUAUCUCACACACUUCUUACACUCACACAGUAAUCACCAUUUUCACUACCAAAGGAAAAGAAAAGAAAUUCCAAAAUGGCAUCAAAUAAUUAUUCCCUAAUAAUAGCAUCACUAAUACCAAUUCUUAUGACCAGUUUCGUUUCCGCCUCGAAUAACUUCUACCAAGAUUUCGACCUAACAUGGGGAGAAGGCCGUUCGAAAAUCCUCAACAAUGGAGAUUCUCUUACACUCUCCCUCGACAAAGCCUCAGGCUCCGGUUUCCAAUCCAAGAAUCAGUACCUUUUCGCUAAAAUCGACAUGCAGAUCAAAUUAGUCCCCGGAAAUUCGGCUGGCACAGUCACCGCCUACUACUUAUCGUCACAGGGGGUAACGCACGAUGAGAUAGAUUUCGAGUUCUUGGGGAAUCUAAGUGGCGACCCGUAUAUUGUACACACUAAUGUUUUCAGCCAAGGGAAGGGUAAUCGAGAACAGCAAUUUUACCUUUGGUUUGAUCCAACGGCAGAUUUCCACACCUAUUCCAUCCUUUGGAAUCCCCACAGAAUCAUAUUUUCAGUAGAUGGAACACCAAUAAGAGAAUUCAAGAACGCAGAGUCAGUAGGAGUACCGUUCCCGAAAAGCCAGCCAAUGAGAAUAUACUCGAGCCUGUGGAAUGCCGAUGACUGGGCGACGAGAGGUGGACUCAUCAAGACGGACUGGGCCCAGGCUCCGUUCACCGCUUCUUACAGAAACUUCGAAGCAGUUGCAUGUGUUUGGUCCCCAUUCGACGGCUUUUCUACCUGCAAUACUAAGUCUAGUCCAAACAGUGUCGAUGCAUGGCUAAACGAAGAAUUAGAUUCCACAAAUCAAGAAAGAUUAAAAUGGGUGCAGCAUCAUUACAUGAUUUAUAAUUACUGCACCGAUGCCAAGAGGUUUCCGCUAGGUUUCCCUCCAGAAUGCGCUGUCAACACUACAUAAUCAUGAACAGAAGAAACUAGCCAGCUAUUCGAGGCGAAUAAUUCUUAGGCAUAUUCUUUCAUGACGAGUUUAUACAAUUCUUUGAUUUAUUUCUCUACUUUUUCAUGCAUUCGUUCGACAUAUUUAGGUCACGAGUACCAAUAAUCAAGAAAAGUCGAAAGAUUUAGACAUGACAGAUAGAAUUGUUUCCAAAAACUAUCAGUUUCUGGAAAGUUCCGAAAGCUUAGCAGCAAAUCAGAAGAAUGAAUCUCAGCAAAAAAGUUCAAAUAAAAAAAAAACAGAGAGGAAAAUCAUUACAAUAGAAUAUCAAAUUAAGAGUACAAGUGUCAGAAGAAUUCAUUUUCUCCACAAGUCAACAUCGAAAAAUCCUAAACGAAUGGAAAAA
Erythranthe guttata (spotted monkey flower) is the source of this 1351-nucleotide messenger RNA. Its product is annotated as putative xyloglucan endotransglucosylase/hydrolase protein 23. Gene Ontology annotation, biological process: xyloglucan metabolic process; cell wall biogenesis. Gene Ontology annotation, cellular component: apoplast; cell wall. Gene Ontology annotation, molecular function: xyloglucan:xyloglucosyl transferase activity; hydrolase activity, hydrolyzing O-glycosyl compounds. The record is from RefSeq and is a predicted model, not a curated record. Lineage: Eukaryota; Viridiplantae; Streptophyta; Magnoliopsida; Lamiales; Phrymaceae.